CCCUCCUCCGCUCCUGCGCGCGUCUCCGUGUACCGAGCGGUGCGCGUUCACGCCGCAGCAGACCCACAAACCCAGAUCAGAAGAUGAGAGUACUGAAUGUGUGUCAAGGGCACGAGCGAGAGAAUAACAACACGAGAUUCUUAGCGCGAUACGAGAGGAUGUGAUUGUGACGUGAAAGCCGUUGAUCCGGACCAGCGCCGGUGUGGUUCCGCUGCCGCUGGGGCUCCGCUGCGGGUUCACUCGGGGGUUCGGCUUCUGAUGCGAGACAGAUCCCGGACUGACCGAGAUAUUCUGCGAGCUUUUCUCUCAUCUGUGCGUCUGAACACACGCGGAUCUGCUGCGUAUUCGAUGAAACACCGACAUCUGUCGUGAAAUAGGACCAAUGCGUGCAGUGUAAUAUGAAGAUAAACAUUUAUGACCGGGAAUCUGCAGCAUCGACUCCAUUUUGAAUCGGAUAUCAGAUGAUGAUUCGUUCACGUUUAUUUGUGUUUGUGUAGAGUGUGGAAUGUGGAUUUUUAUCGUUUAAUCGAACACUGAUGCAGGACUCUUUCAUCUGAUCGGUUCUGGUUCAGAAUGGGCGAAUGAAUCGGCCCUGAUGAAGAUGAGUCUGAGCUGAUGAAGAUGAUGAUGAUGCUGGAUACACAGAAUGCGAGUCAGGAGAUCGGUGAGGAGGUGGAGCAGGGUGCCGUGUUCAGCAUCACGCUGAGGAAGGUUCAGAUGUAUCAGUCGUCCAGUAAGAGUCAGCGCUGGUUGGGUGUGGACUCGGACGCGUCUCUCAGUCUCUAUGAGACGUGUAAACUGCGCAGUAUUAAAGCGGGAACGCUGGAGCGUCUGGUGGAGUACAUGGUGACAGCGUUCAGAGGAAACGACUCCACGUACGUCACCAUCUUCCUCUGCACAUACAGGACAUUUGCCACCACCAAACAAGUGCUGGACCUCCUGCUCAACAAAUAUGCUAAACUUCAUCAGCAGCCGGGGGCCGAUGCUCGCAGAAUGACUCCUGAUGAACGCACAGAACUCAGGAACACUGUGUCGUCUAUCCUGGGCGCCUGGUUGGAUCAGUACUCUGAGGACUUCUGGAAGCCUCCGGAAUACAGCUGUCUGAGACGACUGAUCCAUUACUUACAGCUCAACUUCCCCGGGUCUGAUCUAGAGCGACGGGCCUGUAAUCUCCUGACCCAGUUCCACCGCAGACUUCAGCAGGAAUCCCACCAGGACGUGAUCGAUCAGGGAUGCUGUGCUUUUACUCUGCUGGAAGAGAACGGGUUCCAUGAAGAUCCACCAGAUUUUCUGAGCUUUGACCCUACAGUGGUGGCGGAGCAGUUCACGCUGAUGGAUGCUGAGCUGUUUAAGCGUGUGGUGCCGUAUCACUGUCUGGGCGGCAUCUGGUCUCAGAGAGAUAAGAAAGGAAAAGAACAUCUGGCACCGACCAUCAGAGCAACAGUCACGCAGUUUAACCGCGUCACAAACUGUGUCAUUUCCACCUGCCUGAGUGACCGAACGCUCAAAGCCGCUCAGAGAGCCCGAAUCCUGGAGCACUGGAUACAAGUGGCCCGAGAGUGUCGGAUCUUGAAGAAUUUCUCGUCUCUGCGCGCGAUUCUGUCGGCUCUGCAGUGCAAUCCUGUUCACCGUCUGAAGAAAACAUGGGAUGAAGUUUCACGUGAAAACAUUCGCAUCUUCCAGGAGCUGUCAGAGAUCUUCUCAGAUGACAACAACCACUCACUGAGUCGAGAACUGCUGAUAAAGGAGGGAACAUCUAAAUUCGCCACACUGGAGCUUAACCCAAAGCGCGCUCAGAAACGUCAGCAGGCACAGAGAGAUCUGAGUGUGAUGCAGGGAACAAUUCCUUAUCUGGGAACUUUCCUCACAGAUCUGGUGAUGAUGGACACAGCAAUGAAGGAUUAUCUGGAUGGCGGCUUGAUAAACUUCGAGAAGAGACGGAAGGAGUUUGAGGUCAUAGCUCAGAUUAAGUUGUUACAGUUGGCGUGUAAUAAUUAUAAUUUUCAGCGGGUUGCUGCUUUCAGUGUUUGGCUCUCUAGUGUGGAGAAACUGUCAGAGGCCGAGAGCUACAGUCAGUCAUGUGACAUCGAGCCGCUAUCUGAAUCUGCAUCCAACACACUGAGAGCCAAAAAGAGCUCUGGGAUCAUGAAGAGAUGGAGCGAUCGUCAGCCAGUGGGUUCGGCCGAGGCGGGAUGUGGUUCCGGCAGCAGUUCACACUCAAAGUCGUUUGAUCAGUUGCGUUUCCCUGCGUGUGUCGGGGGUUCAGUGGGUGACGCUUGUGAUUCUGUCAGCGUGACGUCUGCCGGCUCCAGCAGCUCUGAUGUGGACGAGGUGAACAUCAGCUUCAUCUCAGACUCGCCCGAUGCGCUGGAGAGGAAGACCUCCACACCGUUCGUAAAACAUUCCAGUUCUACGUUAGGAAAGUGCGGCCCCACGGGUGACCUGAUACCCACGUUUUGGGAGUCCACGUCUCUCUCGUCUCUGGAUGCGUCGGGUCUUGGCUCAGGUUCGGGCUCCAGCAGCGCGUCCUCGUCUUCGGUGUCCUCCACACCGGUGGUGACGUCUCGCUCACACAAGCGCUCGGUGUCCGGUGUGUCCAGCUACUCGUCGCUCUCUCUGCCGCUCUAUAACCAGCAGGUGGACGACUGCUGCAUCAUCAGAGUCAGUCUGGACGUGGACAACGGAAACAUGUACAAGAGCAUUCUGGUGACCAGUCAGGAUAAAACUCCAGCAGUGGUCAGGAAGGCAAUGGUCAAACACAACUUGGACCGUGAGAGAGCUGAAGAUUACGAGCUGGUUCAGAAAAUCAGUGAGGAGAAGGAACUGAAGAUUCCCGAUAAUGCCAACGUUUUUUACGCCAUGAACUCUACCGCCAACUAUGACUUCGUCCUGAAGAAGAGGGGCUUCCCCAGAGCGGGUCGAAGCAAACACGUGUCGAGCUCCACACUGCCUCGAAUGAAACAGAAAGGUCUGAAAAUCGCCAAGGGGAUCUUCUGAAUUCUCAAAGCGCUGCCGUGACCUUUGUCUGUGAUGCCAUUGGUUCUGCCUCUGAUGUCACUUCUUGUCAAACGUAGGCUGGAAGCAAGAGGGUGGAAAGCAGCCAACCACGUUCAUGAUGGUGUGAUGACCUCACCUCGCACAUGACGCACCGGACUGACUGCACACGUCUAUCUGAAUGUCACACGUGUGUUGUGUUUUGUAACUGAAGCGCUGCUCGGGCUGAUGUUUUCAUCACUUUCAUUGGAUCUUGUUAUAUUUUUUGGCGUGGGAUUUGUUGAAUGGCUGUAUUGUGGGUCACGGUGGCCGCUACCGACUAUGAAGCCGAACGUUUUCUGACACUUGUGUUUGAGUAUAACAACAGAACACCCGCUGUUCAGAUCACACAGCGUCACCGCUCAUUCCAUGAACUUUUAUGAACAGCAUCGGUGUCCUCGCGUCCUGUGACUGACUGAAGAGAAACACAAGUCAAAGUGCAGAACAGUGAAGGAGACACACAAAACAUGACUCAUUUUCACACUCUGACCUUUUAUACGCCAUCGUGUGUGUAUGCGUCCGUACGUGUUUUAUGACUGAAGGGCCAAAGAUCAGUCCGGUGACGUCAGCACUGCCCGAGCAGACCACAGAUAGAUCUGGUGCCAUUCGAUUUUUUCCACUGACGCUCUGGUUUUGUAUGUUCUUUUGUAAUCUUUGUACAAUAUGAUGUCCUUUGUACUUUUAGCUUUUCAUUUUGGCUCGUGUACGCGUCUCUGUGUCAGUCUCUGUAUUUAUUGACUUGUAAAUAUUUUUGUAACCUUGUACAUUUAGUUUCUCCUCCCGUGUAAUUAUAAAUGACUCUGUGUACAUAUUAAUAUAUCUAUGCGAACUUUAUACCACUGCAGUUACUUUCAGCCCUGGUUUCUAUGUGUGUCCUGUCUCUUAAAUUGUUAUUGUUUUCCUCGAUGCCGCACUGUUUGUAAUGAAGAAAGUUACACGGUUAAUAAACACGUGCAUCAUACCCCGGA
Messenger RNA from Triplophysa rosa, 4001 nucleotides. RefSeq names its product ral guanine nucleotide dissociation stimulator (gene ralgdsb). Bases 616 to 2997 code for a protein of 793 amino acids. The transcript has 18 exons. Gene Ontology annotation, molecular function: guanyl-nucleotide exchange factor activity. NCBI's taxonomy places the organism in Eukaryota, Metazoa, Chordata, Actinopteri, Cypriniformes, Nemacheilidae. The record is from RefSeq and is a predicted model, not a curated record. Gene Ontology annotation, cellular component: plasma membrane. Gene Ontology annotation, biological process: Ras protein signal transduction; positive regulation of GTPase activity.